Molecule: messenger RNA, 1419 nt
Organism: Emiliania huxleyi CCMP1516
Lineage: Eukaryota; Haptophyta; Isochrysidales; Noelaerhabdaceae
Exons: 1
Coding region: 1-1419 (472 amino acids)
Source: RefSeq, a predicted model, not a curated record
AUGCGGACGCCGGAGGGGCAAAGCGGUCGGUUCGCGCGGCGGGCGCCGCCAUGUAGUCAUAGGAGACGGGGGAGCCGCCCUCGAUCCGCGCGCCCGGGUGGCGGCUGCAUCCGUGGCUGCGAGCUUGCGGCGACGACCUUCGGCCACGCAUUCUACGGCCGCAGCCUGGCCGACGGCGAGGUGGCCUAUCGGCGCUCCCAGACGGGUGGGUACGAGGCGCAGCUCGCGGACGCGCUGGAGAGCCUGCACUCGCACAUCGCCGGCACGGUGGAGCUGAGCGGCGCGCAGCUGGCGACGGAGGCGGCGACGAUCGAGAGGCACGGGCAGCAGCUGGGCGUCAACGAGACGCUGCUGGUGCGCGCGCUCGACCUGGUCGACGCCUUCGAGGCGAGCGCCACGUACGGCCCGCUCUUUGUCUCGAGCGGGCCGUUCAUGCGCGGGCAGGACGUGGGCGACGGGCGCGACACGCACCGUGCCAUGCUCGUCGUGCAGCAGGCGCUCAUCGACCACGCCUUCAGCGCGCCCGGCGUCGUCGCCCCGUGCAGCAUCCACCUGUUCCAGGGGCGCGCGUGGCUCACCGCCGAGUACGUGCCUGGCGCGUGUGCGCCGCCCUCCGACCCGUCGGUGGUGCACAGCGUGCAGCUCGAGCUCGAGCACCCGCUGACGUGGGGCCACCCCGUCGGCUACGGCCAUCAGGACGCAAAGAAGCCGACCGGCCUCUGCCUGGCGCCUGGAGCGGUGGCCAACGUGACGGCACCGCCGGCGCUGGCGGCCGCGGGAGGCUUCAAGGUGCUCAUCGGCUGCCAGACGCACGACCAUGCGCCCAAGAACAUGCACAAGCGAAUGGACCGCGUGAGCGUGACGGCGGCUAUCGACGGCACCUCGACGCUCGUGACGAGCCCACUCGGCGGCGGCGUCUACAUCCUGGUGCCGUAUGGGGCUUCGCUCGGCGUGCUGAGCGUCGAGAUCAGCGGCGGCGUCGUGCGUGCGCCCUUCUUCCGGCGCACGUCCUUCGACCAGAUGAGCAACGCCAACUGGGUGGCGCGGCGCACUGCGGCCGCGCCGUGGGCCGACUUGGAGACGGACAAGUUCUUGCUCUCGGUGCCGAGCUCGUGGGUGUACGCGUACGACGAUCCGCUCGCCCUGCUCAACACGUACGAUCUUGCCAUGGAUGCCGUCGCAGAGUGGGGCGGCUACCCUCCUGUGCUCCGCGAGGCCGCCGGGGUUCACACCCUCUACCUGAUGCCCGACCUGCUCAUCGCGACACCACUCUACGGCACCGGCUACCCGCAGACCAACGUGCUGUACGACCCGGAGACGGACUAUGGCGGCAACUACGACUUUUGGGUGCUGCGUGAGGUCUCCGUCGCGCCGCCCGAGCCGCUGCAGUGGUCGGAGGCGUCGCAGGGGUGUCGUUGA